Molecule: messenger RNA, 822 nt
Organism: Lactuca sativa (garden lettuce)
Lineage: Eukaryota; Viridiplantae; Streptophyta; Magnoliopsida; Asterales; Asteraceae
Source: RefSeq, a predicted model, not a curated record
AUGGCCAAAGAUGAUGCUGGUUCGAGUGAAGUAAAGACCACAGCGUUACAUCCCGCAUACACUAUAACGAACAUCCACACCAAGAUACGAACUCUGGAUGGUGUCAAGGUCACGUACUCUUCAUGGACAAAACUGUUCCGUCUUCAUGCCAACGCUUACAAAGUUCUUGAUCAUAUCGAUGGCACCCCAGCACCAAAGGAAACUGAUCCCACUUAUCUUCAAUGGAUGGAAAUUGAUGCCCUUGUCUUGCAAUGGAUUUACAGCACAUUGUCCGACGAACUCAUGGUUCGAAUUCUGGAAAACGACACUACUGCUCAAGAUGCAUGGAACAAACUUAAAACAAACUUUCUUAACAAUAAGGGAUCACGUGCUGCUGCCCUUGAACAAGAAUUUUCUAAUCUCACCUUGGCUGCGUGUUCAUCCAUGGAAGCCUACUGUCAAAAAUUAAAAGAUCUAGCAGACCAACUGGAAGAUGUUGACAAUCCUGUCACUGAAGCAAGACUUGUUUUGCAGAUGGUUCGCGGGUUACCACCAGAAUUUGAUGUGGUCGGGGCGUAUAUCAAUCAAAGCUCUCCAUCAUGGGAGACUGCUCGUAGCAUGUUGCAACUGGAACAACACCGACAAACAGCUCGGCAAAAUCAAACUCACACAGUCCUCGCUGCUUCUUCUGAUGACCGAUCAUCUCAAAAUUCCACACCCGGUCAACAUGGUCAAACUCACCCCUUCAACAACUACUCAGGUAGAGGUGCAGGCAGCCGUGGUCGAGGUCCACCUGGUCGUAGUCGUGGCAGAAGUUUCCGGGGUCGUGGAGGUCGAGGCUAA